AUGGCCGUGUCAGACACCCCGAGAUUCCGGGUUCGAGCCCUGGGUCUGGGUGGCUCUCUCAGUCUCAGCCUGGUGCUGCUGCUGCCGCCGGCGGCCUCGUCACAGGGGCUGCCCUUUGACCAGCUGUGGACGUUGAUUGGGAACGCCUCCACCUACAAUCCCAGCAUCAGGCCGGACGCGGACGGUCCUCCCGUGACCGUGAACUGUAGCCUGUACAUCACAAGCCUGGGAUCCGUUGAAGAAACAAGCAUGGACUACAAGGCGACCCUGUUCCUGCGCCAGCGGUGGAGCGACGAGCGGCUGGCCCUCGCGGGCCCCGCGGGCCUCGGCUGGCUCGACCUGAGCCCCGAGGCGGCCGCGUCCGUCUGGAAGCCCGACGCGUACUUCUCCAACGAGAAGACAGCCGCCCCGCACGCGGGCACCGCCGACAACACGAUGCUGCGAGUCUUCGCCAACGGGGACGUCUUUUACUCCACCAGGCUAUCUCUGACUUUAGACUGCCCGAUGAAUCUUCGCCAAUUCCCCGCCGACGUGGUGACGUGCAGUAUAUACCUGGAGAGCUACAGCAUGUCGACCAGAGAUAUCGUGUUCCGCUGGAGCUUGGGGAAUCCCGUGGAGAACAGCGACCAGAUCACCAUACCCGAGUUCAAGCUGGGAGACAAAAUCCUGCAUGAGGACUGCACCAAGAACUUCAGCACGGGCAACUUCACGUGCGUCCGCGCGACGUUCUCCCUGCGCCGCAAGAUUGGCUACUACAUGCUCCAGAUCUACAUCCCCACCCUGCUCAUCGUGAUCAUCUCGUGGGCUGCCUUCUGGGUGAACAUGGAGUCAGCGCCGGCGCGCGUCGCGCUCGGCAUGACCACGAUCCUCACCAUGACCACGCAGAGCAGCGGAUCGCGAACCUCCUUGCCCAAGCUGUCAUACGCCACCGCAAUGGAUGUGUGGAUGACUGCCUGCAUGGUCUUCGUAUUCGCCGCCUUCCUCGAGUACAUCGCCGUCACCUACGCCCUCACUAACGACCACGACCUCCUCCUCAAGCUCGCCAAGUGCAAGGUGCGUCAUGAGUUCACAGACACAGUUUGCGGAUCGCAGUAAGACU
Molecule: messenger RNA, 1099 nt
Organism: Petromyzon marinus (sea lamprey)
Lineage: Eukaryota; Metazoa; Chordata; Hyperoartia; Petromyzontiformes; Petromyzontidae
Source: RefSeq, a predicted model, not a curated record